GUACAGGGCGGUACAAUAAGUGCCUUAUGUAUGUACAUUAGGAACGUUACCUAUCACGUAUACCGUCCAAUAUUAUUAGUCGGUACAUAGGUAGGGUUGUAUGUAGGUUAGAUGCCAUUUAAUUUAUGAGAGGUCUUGGCACAACCAGAAAGGCGUCAAGCUCCUAUCCCUUGCGCGUCGGUUUCUGGCUUGAGUGCAUUAGCUGAUUUAGAACCCUACACACUCUCAAGGACGCCCCAUCUUAUUCCCUAUUAUAAUCAAUCAUCUCAUCAUUCUUAGCGUCUAAGCAUGUCUGCGACUUUCGACGUUUCUCCCGAGAAGGAGGGAAGCGUACUGAAUUACUUCUAUCGUCAACUUACCCAAACACCAGCCCAGGUUCGCGGAGUCGAUCUUAGCGGGAAAACAGCCAUCGUGACAGGAUCGAAUAUCGGGAUCGGUCGCGAGUGUGGCCGUCAACUUUUGGACUUGGGACUAACAAAACUUAUCCUCGCCGUCCGAAAUGUCUCCAAAGGCCAAGCUACAGCUGCUGAGCUAUCGGAGGGCAGGAACCUAGAUCAAGGGACCAUCGAGGUUUGGGAGUUAGACUACGGCUCGUAUGACUCCAUUUGCUCCUUUGUAGAGCGAGCCAAAGGCCUCGAGCGCCUACAUAUCGUGAUUCUCAAUGCAGGUAUCAUGGCAACAGAAGCGAAGAUUAAUCCGAACACAGGCCAUGAGGAGACCAUACAAACCAACUAUCUAUCGACAGCUCUAUUGACCGUUUUACUCCUUCCGGUGAUCAAGUCAAAGAGGCUAACGGCACAACAACCAGGCCGUAUCACGAUUACGUCGUCCGAUACAGCCGCUUGGGCCAAAUUAGAUGUGAGCAACAAAGAACCCUUACUGCCAUCUUUUGAUAAACCCGGUAAAGUGGACAUGUUGAACCGCACUUUUGUAUCAAAACUAUUGGGACAACUAUUCUUGGUCGAACUAGCUAAGCAUGUGCCUCCCUCUGUUGCUGUGAUCAACACGGCAACGCCGAUGAUGGUUUACGACUCGGGAAUCAGUCGCGAUACGGCUCGCUCACUCCAGGGGAAAAUCGCAGAGGUCUUCCGGCGACGAAUUGGUUAUACUUCGGCAGUCGGUGCUCGUAUGAUAGUGGAUGCAGCUGUGAAGCAUGGUGAAGAAACACACGGACAGUAUCUAGGACUUCAGAAGUUGAAGCCGAUGGCGCCGAUUGUCUACACACCUCAGGGUGAGCACCUACGGAAUAUCCUGUGGAAGGAAACACUUCAAGAAUUUUCAUUUGCCGGGGUUGAAGACAUUCUCAAAGAGAUCAGUAGUGGGUAGACCUCCUAGAUGGUCUAGCAUGAAUUUACACUCUCUUCGUGAUUUUGUUUUCCCACUUUCCAACCCCCCCUUUUUUGCAAAGCAAAUAACACAAUGUAUGCUAUCGGCGUCUAAUAGGUAGGUUAAUUAUGUAGUAUUUAUCUAAUGCAGAUAUGAGUUUCAUUUUACGGGCAACGGGCAUUACACCACUUGGUGAUGAUGAUGAUGAUGAUGAUGAUGAUGAU
Molecule: messenger RNA, 1550 nt
Organism: Daldinia decipiens
Lineage: Eukaryota; Fungi; Ascomycota; Sordariomycetes; Xylariales; Hypoxylaceae
Product: NAD(P)-binding protein
Exons: 2
Coding region: 289-1326 (345 amino acids)
Source: RefSeq, a predicted model, not a curated record